AUGGUGCAAUACAAGACAGCAGAUUUCCCAAUCAACGAGGCCGCGCCUUUUCAAGGCCGUGUGGCUUUGUAUCUUGAUGACGGCCCAGAGCGGGCGAUGGCCUUCAGGCCGACGAGUGCCUCUACAUGGGCGAACGCGCAUGACGGUGCUGAGACCGAAAUCCUGCAGAUCGUCUCACACGCGACCCUCGACGCCUUGGCUACGCAGACUAGAGGCGAACCGGCCGCGCUGUUGUUCAAGGCAGAGGGCUUGCUGAAGCGCAACUUGAAGGGGUUCUACCGACCUUUUACGGCGGGCGGAUCAUCUUCCAUCCAGAUUGACCCUCAGACUACACCCCGAAGCAGGAAUGACGUCGAGGAACAAGACUUACAGCCCGUAGUCGAGCUCUCGGGUCCCCUGAUGGAACUCGGCCACUGGACUUUGAAGUUCCCCAGCAACGAUUCCUCCCACUCCGGCCAUAACAUUGAAUACCGGCCCGUGGGUAUGUCGAGCCGCGACGACUACUUUGUCAAGGACAGCAUAUUGUACUUCUGGGCCGUCAACGAUCUGACGCCCACGGAGGCGGUGUCGAGAGGCUCACAAUCCGAUCGCGGGCCACGUUGCAGCUGCUCGAGGUUGUACAAGGUUGUGGACGGCAAACGCCUCGAGGUGGCAAGAUUCUGGACGAAGAAGCACAGAGAUCGCGAGGGCUUAUUUUUGGUCGACGAUGAGCAGGUGGACAUAGUUGUGGCGGGCGCUACGUGUGUUAUUGUUGCCACGAGGGUUGAUUCCUUCAGGAAAUGA
Molecule: messenger RNA, 783 nt
Organism: Microdochium trichocladiopsis
Lineage: Eukaryota; Fungi; Ascomycota; Sordariomycetes; Xylariales; Microdochiaceae
Exons: 1
Coding region: 1-783 (260 amino acids)
Source: RefSeq, a predicted model, not a curated record